UUUAUUUACUUCUCACUUUUGCAGGCUUUGUUCACUUCACCCAAUCCUUCUCUUUAUUCUUUUGCUCUCAUCCUUUUUUGGUUUCUUUUUUGGCCAUAUGGGUAGGCUGCAACAGCUCUUGUUUGUAUCUCUUCUCAUUUUUGCUGCAGCCAUUGAUGGAACUCAGGGAGAUGCCAUGGUUACUGGCACUGUCUUCUGUGACCAAUGCAAAGAUGGCCAAAGAUCCUGGUUUGAUUAUCCUAUUUCCGGAGUCAAAGUCAAAGUGACCUGCACAGACAGCAAUGGCCAAAUCACAAUGUCAAGAGAAGAGACUACAAAUUGGUUUGGGAACUACGCGGUGAAAUUUAAUGGAGCGCCAGAUCUCAGUGGCUGUUUUUCACAGGUGUCGGACAGUGGACAAAGCUCGGAAUCAGGCUGCUCAGUUCCUGCUGGACCAGCCCAGAAACUCAGGCUAAUGUUUAGGUUCUUUGACAUGGAGAUGUAUGCAACGGAUUCAUUGCUCUCACAGCCUGCCCAGCCAAUGUCAAACUGCCCAAAGUCCACUAAUCCUGUCCCUGCACCAGUAACACCAGUGCCACCUGCUCAGCCGCUUCCUGUUGUAGCACCAGUGCCACCUGCUCAGCCACAACCUGUGGUUGCGCCUGUGACACCAGCAAUUCCUCCUCCAUCACCAGCUUUCAGGCUUCCGCCAAUGCCUCCAUUGCCUCCUUUGCCUCCAUUGCCAUCAUUGCCACCAGCUCCUUUCAUGGAAGCCUCAGCAUGCCCAUCCAAGAGUUGGACAAUGCCUGAAUACAAGUGCUACUGGAGAAUGGUGAAUCCUGAGACUAAGGUUGCUGUUGUGUUCGGAUCACUUGCAGCUAGGCGAUAUGGUACAGAUAUGACAUUGAUGCAAGCCUUACAAGGGAGAGGAGACCCUUACAGAACACUGCUGAGAGAAGGGGUUACCUCAUUUCUCAACUCCUACAACAGCCUUCAAUUUCCUUACAAUACAAUUGGUGUGAUUCAACAUAUGGAUUGGGCAUUAAUGGGAUCUACACGCAGUGUACUUCUUACAGGCUUGCGGUUUAUGAGGGCCAAUUCGGGUCAUGGUACUGUCAACUGCACAUUCACCCCUUGCAAGUGAUUAUUUUGUCUCAACUGAACCCACAUCAUCUGAUAUAUAUCAGUAUAUCUACCAAUCUUAUAUAGUUCAAAAUUGUUGUCCCAGUGAUUAUAAAGUACUAGUUUAUGUUUUUGAAUAAGAGUUUCUGGAGGGAGGUUAAUAUUUUGGUAUCGAUGAAAUUUAAUCCUCAUCUGAGUUGAUACAACUAAAUAGAUACAUAUUUUAUCUGUACUAGUAUUCUAUUCUAAUUCUAUAAUAGUUCUUUCUUAUUUAUC
This is a messenger RNA of Humulus lupulus (European hop), 1377 nucleotides long. Its product is annotated as anther-specific proline-rich protein APG. Bases 98 to 1123 code for a protein of 341 amino acids. The record is from RefSeq and is a predicted model, not a curated record. The transcript is spliced from 3 exons. Lineage: Eukaryota; Viridiplantae; Streptophyta; Magnoliopsida; Rosales; Cannabaceae.